This is a messenger RNA of Closterium sp. NIES-67, 2710 nucleotides long. The record is from the annotation of a GenBank genome assembly. Lineage: Eukaryota; Viridiplantae; Streptophyta; Zygnematophyceae; Desmidiales; Closteriaceae.
GUAUCUUGGAGCAGCUACUAGCUAUUGUUGUGAGUCACUUUCAGUGGCGUGGGCCUGCUCCGGUUCUCGCUUCUCUUUCUUUUAGUGUACCUGACACCGCUUUCAGUUCCGCAAUUUGUUCACUUCAGUCUCCCGAUCAACCGUCCUUCCAUUCAGAUGCUGCUAGUGACUCAGGCAUGUCGACUCACGCCAAUAUCAACCAGCUUCCUGACGACAUUCUCAUCAGGAUCUUAUGGCAUUCCAAUCGACCCAAUCCCAGCAAAUCCGACAGCGACGCUUUAUGGCACACCGUCAGUCCAACGCCCAAUUACAUACGUGCAGACCUUUCAGUUCGCAAGCUCAUUCCAACGGACGAAAAGACACCAAUUUCGACUCCUCCUGGCUUCGCAGAUGCCGCUUUAAGUCUCUUCAUCGCAUCCGUCUGCCCUCGAUGGCGCCGGCUCGUCCAGCGACACGUCUCCACGCUUCUUGUGAGGGAGAACCGCGUUGUUCCUCUUCAAGCUCUCACCCACGCCGUAUCCUGCUUACCGAACCUCACCCAUCUCCACCUCUGCGACGGCAGCGUGGAGACCCUCGACGACGCCUUCCUCGCUCACCUCGCCUCGUCAUGCCCUAAGCUCACGAUUCUCCACGUGGGAAGCGGAAUCGCGCCAGUAGACAAUGACUAUAACGGGCGAGAGGACGAUCACCCUAUAACGGAAGCUGGCCUGGAUCACUUCUUCCGGCAGUGCACUCAGCUGCAGCAGCUGUCGCUCUUCUGCCUUCACGAAGACAUCAGUCGCCCGGCUUCUUUCUUCCAGCUGGCAGAUCUCCAUACCCUUGCCCUGACCGACGCGUCAGCGCUGGAAGCUCCUGAUCUGCUGAAUCUGUCUUCACUCACAACGCUUACCAUCGCCUCCCAGGAGAUCACUUGCGAGCAGAUCGGGAGGCUCGUUCGCCUCACACGCCUCUCGAACCUCUCAAUCUCCGACCAAACCUGCCUUUAUCCUGACGACGACCAUUCUGCCGCUCUCGCGAUCAGCACCAUCGCACGGUUACCCUGUCUCAAGUCGCUGGAGUUUCUCCUCAUGUUUUGCUCGGAAGCAUCAUGUACCACCCUCGAGCAGCUGCACAUCACCGAUACCCAUCAGCUCGACCGGCUUCCAGACGACAUUGGCGCGCUUCUGCCGUGCCUCCGCGAGCUGACGCUGUCAUCAUGCGAACCUCUGGCUCGGCUGCCCAGAAAUUUUUCCUCCCUAAGCUGCCUGGAGAGCCUGACAAUCUCCAAGUGCGACCAUUUUUCCAGACUGCCCGAAAAAAUUGGUAGCUUGCCUGCCCUAAAGAGACUUGUACUGGAAAAGCUGCCUCUCUCGGACCUCCCAGACUCCCUCUGCGAAUUAUCUUCCCUGGAGUCACUGUUUCUGAUUGGCUGCCCGGAGAUUCACCAUCUGCCAGCAGGCUUCAGCCGCCUCACUGGCCUUAGGACCCUGAGCCUGAUGCACCUGCCAGUAUUGACUCUUCCAGAGGGCAUUGGAGGGCUCAAGAGUCUCCAUACUUUCCUUCUGAAAGAAAAUUACGGGCAGCUGCUCCCGGCCUCGUUCUCCCAGCUGACUUCCCUGGUCCAGGUUGAAUUGGACGCUUGCAUAAUUGGCGCGCUUCCCGAGGGUAUGCAGCAGAUGAGCCACCUGCUAGAGCUGCACAUCGGUGCCUGCCCCAACAUUACAGAGAUUCCUGAGUCCUUUUCCCGGCUCCCCGGCCUUCAGGUCCUGACUGUCAAUGACUGCACCGGGCUUUCGUCCGUACCGAGGAGACUGGACAGCCUUACAAAGCUGAAACGGCUGGAGCUGACUGGAUGCAGGCAGCUGACCGAACUACCUGAGAUUCUGCCGCCUUCUCUUGAGAUUCUGCACCUGGGGUGCUACAACCAGGUGUCUAAACUGCCGAGGACCCUUUUUCUCCCGAGCCUCACAAGCCUGAGGCUUAUUUCGGUUGGGGUCGAGCAGCAGGGAGAGGAGUCCGACCUCAGCUUGCCGCACCUGAAUUGCCUGGAGCUGGUGCUGGCAGACGAUGCUGAGGAGCUUCCUUUCCCCUUGGCGUCUCUUUCUCAGCUCCGCACCUUGGGAAUCUGGAGUGCUGGAAAACUGAAGCAACUUCCAGGAAACAUCGGGUUGGUUUUGCGGCAGCUGCGGAAGCUGCAGAUACACCAUGCGCAUGAAUUGGCGGAGCUCCCAGCAAGCAUUUCGGAGCUUCGGAAUCUGACAUCCAUGGAGAUUCUCGAAGCGCCGAAGCUCUCGACCCUCCCUGACGCCAUCAGUGCUUUGUCCCGGCUGUGCAAGCUGAACCUGACCCAUUGCCCGGCCUUAAAGCUUCUCCCUGCUUCUCUCACCCAGCUCUCCUGCCUCUAUGAUUUGAGCAUUCAGUUUGCCUCCAUCUGCUGGCUUCCUGCCGACUUUGCGAACCUGAAACGGCUCAGGAGACUCAGUGUGCACGGGUCCCCGGGCAUCCGUGGGAUGUAUGGGCUCACAAUCCACGGCUAGAAUCUGCACUUGUCUCUGCUUUUGUCUCCGCAAUUUCCGCAUUUGUUAGCACGUGCAAGCAAGUCUGUGAUAGUGAGGCCUGGAUGGAUGGAGGGAUGCAUCAUACAACCUCCCGGCAUAGGAGAUGUAUGGGCUGAUGGUUCACCGAUAGAAAUCACACUUGUUUUCCUCGUGAUAUUGUCACUAACGGGGCU